Ectocarpus sp. CCAP 1310/34 is the source of this 1078-nucleotide messenger RNA. The record is from the annotation of a GenBank genome assembly. Lineage: Eukaryota; Phaeophyceae; Ectocarpales; Ectocarpaceae.
AUGGCCGACGAAAAGGUGUUGGAGAUGCGGUCUCAACUUCGCCGUAUUCUGCGCGACAUUUUGAUGCAACGGCGGGCAGUUGAUGAAGGUCGCGCCAAAGGUGCUCAGGUUGAACUCGCGGCGUUGACUGAAGAAUGCACAUUGCAUCUUGUGCUUGGCGUCAAGCCGGGGUGGGUGCUUCCGGCGCAGCCAAAGAAGGGUGCACGCAAAGAACUUGCCACUAUCGUACUAUCGAAGGUGUUACGCACGUUUUUUGAGGCUCGCCACGUUGAGCGAGAUGGCAACUGCUGGUGAGGGUCGUUGUCGUUGAGCUUCUUCGGCAGCGAUUGCUGCUGGCUGCAGCUGAAGCUUGUCUCGCUGGUCCAUGCGGCUGCAAACGUAGACCAGAUCUCUCUGCUCGUCCCUGAAGGCAAGAUAGACCACGACAUAUUUGUUGAGCACUCGCAAGAGGCCUACGUGGUGUACGGCGACGGAAGCACGAAAUUCAUACAAGCCAACGUUUGCAGAGACAAGAUGGCCACGGCUUCGAUCGCAAGACUGUGCAAACCCGGAGCUUUCGCGGGUGCCGUAGAAUGCGUUGCGGUUUCCGAGGCAUUGGGCGUUCCGGCGAACGUGAUUCACCCCAUGGACAUGACGGUGAGGAAGAGGAUGGACUUGGGGCUUGUAAAAGAUGGCGCGGGGCAGGAGGUGGAUGGGGAGGAAUAUCAAUGAUGUUACUCCCACCGCCCACAGAAGACCCACCUGUGGCUUUUGCCUAACGCCGGAGGAAUGGCUCGUGAAGAGUGAACAUCAUCAUGGUGAAAAGCUCCCCGGCCCUGGAAAACCCCACCGAAGAGCAACUGCGGCUGUGGGGCAGGUGCAGCGCUACACUCCAAACAUCGACGAUACGACCGACCAUUUUGCGGCCGCUGUGGUGAUGGAUGGCACCACACUUCUGUGCCGCAUACAUUUGAUUGCUCCCCGGCAGAGAGCAGCCGACGACGCGAGUGGUAAGGAGGACUACGACAAGCGGGUUCUUGCAUGCAAGGAACAACAGGCCGUUCGAGAACGACAAGCCGCUGGUGUGCAAGCCGGCAGU